This is a messenger RNA of Hirsutella rhossiliensis, 963 nucleotides long. Its product is annotated as ATP-dependent DNA helicase PIF1. The coding region runs from base 1 to 963 and encodes 320 amino acids. The transcript has 4 exons. Gene Ontology annotation, biological process: DNA repair; telomere maintenance. Lineage: Eukaryota; Fungi; Ascomycota; Sordariomycetes; Hypocreales; Ophiocordycipitaceae. Gene Ontology annotation, molecular function: DNA helicase activity. The record is from RefSeq and is a predicted model, not a curated record.
AUGCUAGGGCUUGAGCAGCUCGCGCGGAUCGAUUCCCGUCUGCGGCAGGCCUUUGCACAGCGUAACCUCGAGUUCUUUGGUGGUGUGAGCAUCCUGCUGGUGGGCGAUUUCUUCCAGUUACCACCAGUCCGACAGAAGCCCCUGUAUUCGACUAGCACCAGCCUGUCUUCGUUGGAAAGGAGAGGGCAGGUGGCCUACCGGCUAUUUGACCGCACCGUCUUCCUGACCACGGUACAGCGCCAGGCUGGUGAUGAUCCGGCCCGGUUCCGUCAGGCGUUGCAGGAACUGCGUGAAAUCAAGCUGUCUAUACCAUCCUGGAACCUCCUUAGCGAUCGGGUUCAGGCCAGGCCAUCGCAGAGCGAGGUUGACAGCUUCAAGACCGCUUUGCGAGUGUAUUCUACAAAGGCUCGGGUCAACGAAUACAACCACGAGCAUAUGGUGCACCUCAACGCCCCGGCGAUCCAGGUGGAGGCAAAGAAUCAGGGCAAGGGUGCGGUGCAGGCACCAAGCGACAACGCUGGCAAUCUAACUAACAAGUUCCCUGUUGCUAAGGGCACCAGGGUGAUGCUCACGAUUAAUCUGUGGCAGCCAGCUGGCCUAGUUAACGGCGCCGACCCAUUGGAAGAAUCCCCAGCUGUUAUUAUGGUGGACUUUGAUAGCUACGAUGGACCGCCAUAUCUAACAACUAACGAGGGCAGGAACAUCUCACCUAUCCUCCCAAGCCUAACGAAGGAUAAAAUAGUUACUGAUCUCGCUACACGCGACUUCCAGGCCGGUAUUAGCUAUGUUGCCGUCUCACGGGUUACCUCGCUCCAAGGCUUACUCCUUGAAGCGCCUUUCGAUCGUCAGAGCCUCUAUAACCACACGCCGACGGAAGGGAUGAAGAUGCGCCUCGCUGACCAACAACGGCGUCAGGGUCAACAGCUGAGCGAUCCACCGUAUCCACCACUCUACCGUCACUAA